UAUGGUCGGGCGGGCGGUGUGUUGUCAUCCGCGGAGCGACGGCCCGGAGGCGGCGGCGUAGGCCACGGCGGGGCGUUUGGUUUCGGUUUGGCCCUGACUGGAGUUAGUAUUGACGGUCGAAAUGGGAGUCCCUAAGUUUUACCGAUGGAUCUCUGAGAGAUAUCCCUGCCUCAGCGAAGUCGUGAAAGAGCAUCAGAUUCCUGAAUUUGAUAACUUGUACCUGGAUAUGAAUGGAAUUAUACAUCAGUGUUCCCAUCCUAAUGAUGAUGAUGUUCACUUCAGAAUUUCAGAUGAUAAAAUCUUUACUGAUAUUUUUCACUACUUGGAAGUGUUGUUUCGCAUUAUUAAACCUAGGAAAGUAUUCUUCAUGGCUGUUGAUGGUGUGGCUCCUCGAGCAAAAAUGAACCAGCAGCGUGGGAGGCGUUUUCGGUCAGCAAAGGAAGCAGAAGACAAAAUAAAAAAGGCAAUAGAAAAAGGAGAAACUCUUCCCACGGAGGCCAGAUUUGAUUCCAACUGCAUUACACCAGGGACUGAAUUCAUGGCCAGGUUACAUGAACAUCUGAAGUAUUUUGUAAACAUGAAAAUUUCUACAGACAAGUCAUGGCAAGGAGUUACCAUCUAUUUCUCAGGCCAUGAGACUCCUGGAGAAGGAGAACAUAAAAUCAUGGAAUUUAUCAGAUCUGAGAAGGCAAAGCCAGAUCAUGAUCCAAACACCAGACACUGUCUUUAUGGCUUAGAUGCUGACUUGAUUAUGCUUGGAUUAACAAGUCAUGAGGCACAUUUCUCUCUUUUAAGAGAGGAGGUUCGGUUUGGUGGCAAAAAGACACAAAGGGUAUGUGCACCAGAAGAAACCACAUUUCACCUCCUACACUUGUCUUUAAUGAGGGAGUAUAUUGAUUAUGAGUUUUCAGCAUUAAAAGACAAGAUCACAUUUAAAUAUGAUAUUGAAAGGAUAAUCGAUGAUUGGAUUUUGAUGGGAUUUCUUGUUGGCAAUGAUUUUAUCCCUCAUCUACCUCAUUUACAUAUUAAUCAUGAUGCACUGCCACUUCUUUAUGGAACAUAUAUUACCAUCCUGCCAGAACUUGGGGGUUAUAUUAAUGAAAGUGGGCAUCUCAACUUACCUCGAUUUGAGAAAUACCUUGUGAAACUAUCAGAUUUUGAUCGGGAGCACUUCAGUGAAGUUUUUGUGGACCUAAAGUGGUUUGAAAGCAAAGUCGGUAACAAGUACCUCAAUGAAGCAGCAGGUGUUGCAGCAGAAGAAGCUAAGAACUACAAGGAAAAGAAAAAAACAAAGGGCCAGGAAAACUCCGUAUGUUGGGCUGCUUUAGAUAAAAAUGGAGAAGAAGUAGUAACUUCUAAGGAUAAUUUAGAAGAUGAGACUGAAGAUGAUGACCUAUUUGAAACCGAGUUUAGACAAUAUAAAAGAACGUAUUAUAUGACAAAAAUGGGAGUUGAUGUCGUUUCUGAUGACUUUCUUGCUGAUCAAGCUGCAUGUUAUGUUCAGGCAAUACAGUGGAUUUUGCACUAUUACUAUCAUGGAGUUCAGUCCUGGAGCUGGUUUUAUCCAUACCAUUAUGCACCUUUCCUAUCUGAUAUCCGCAACAUCAGUACACUCAAAAUCCAUUUUGAACUAGGAAAACCGUUUAAACCAUUUGAACAGCUUCUUGCUGUACUUCCAGCAGCUAGCAAAAAUUUACUUCCUACAUGCUACCAGCAUUUGAUGACCAGUGAAGACUCACCAAUUAUCGAAUAUUAUCCACCUGAUUUUAAAACUGAUCUAAAUGGGAAACAACAGGAAUGGGAAGCUGUGGUACUAAUACCUUUUAUUGAUGAGAAGCGAUUGUUGGAAGCCAUGGAGACAUGUAACCACUCCCUCAAAAAAGAAGAGAGGAAAAGAAACCAACACAGUGAGUGCCUCAUGUGCUGGUAUGAUGGUGACACAGAGUUUACCUACCCCUCUCCAUGGCCAGAAAAGUUCCCUGCCAUAGAACGAUGCCACACAAGGUAUAGAAUAAUAUCAUUAGAUGCUUGGCGUGUAGACAUAAGCAAGAACAAAAUAACCAGGGUUGACCAGAAGGCAUUAUAUUUCUGUGGAUUUCCUACUUUGAAACACAUCAAACACAAAUUUUUUUUGAAGAAAAGUGGAGUUCAAGUAUUCCAGCAAAGUAGUCGUGGAGAAAACAUGAUGUUGGAAAUCUUAGUGAAUGCAGAAUCAGAUGAACUUAGUGUAGAAAAUAUAGCUUCAUCAGUGCUUGGAAAGUCUGUCUUUGUUAACUGGCCUCAUCUUGAAGAAGCUAGAGUUGUUGGUAUAUCAGAUGGAGAAACUAAGUUUUACUUGGAAGAACCUCCAGGAACACAGAAGCUUUAUUUGGGAAGAACCGUGCCACCGUCUAAAGUGGUCCAUCUUGGGGACAAAGAGCAAUCUAACUGGACAAAAGAAGUGCAAGGAAUUUCAGAAUACUACCUGAGAAGAAAAGGGAUAAUAAUAAACGAAACAUCUGCAGUUGUGUAUGGUCAGUUACUCACUGGUCGUAAAUAUCAAAUAAACCAAAAUGGUGAAGUUCAUCUAGAGAAACAGUGGUCAAAACAAGUUCUUCCAUUUGUUUAUCAAACUAUUGUCAAAGACGUCCGAGCUUUUGACUCCCGUUUCUCCAGUAUCAAAACAUUGGAUGACUUGUUUCCUCCUAGAAGUAUGGUCUUUAUGCUGGGAACUCCAUAUUAUGGAUGCACUGGAGAAGUUCAGGAUUCAGGGGACGUGAUUACUGAAGGCAGGAUUCGUGUGGUUUUCAGCAUUCCAUGUGAACCCAAUCUUGAUGCUUUAAUACAGAACCAGCAUAAAUAUUCUAUAAAGUACAACCCAGGAUAUGUGUUGGCCAGUCGCCUUGGAGUGAGUGGAUACCUUGUUUCAAGGUUUACAGGAAGUAUUUUUAUUGGAAGAGGAUCUAGGAGAAACCCUCAUGGAGACCAUAAAGCAAAUGUGGGUUUGAACCUCAAAUUCAACAAAAAAAAUGAGGAGGUACCUGGAUAUACUAAGAAAGUUGGAAGUGAAUGGAUGUAUUCAUCUGCAGCAGAGCAACUUCUUGCAGAGUACUUAGAGAGAGCUCCAGAACUAUUUAGUUAUAUAGCCAAAAAUAGCCAAGAGGAUGUGUUCUAUGAAGAUGACAUUUGGCCUGGAGAAAAUGAGAAUGGUGCUGAGAAAGUUCAAGAAAUUAUUACUUGGCUAAAGGGACAUCCUGUCAGUACUUUGUCUCGUUCUUCUUGUGAUUUACAAAUUCUGGAUGCAGCUAUUGUUGAGAAAAUUGAAGAAGAAGUUGAAAAGUGCAAGCAAAGAAAGAAUAAUAAGAAGGUUCGAGUGACAGUGAAGCCCCAUUUGCUAUACAGACCUUUAGAACAGCAACAUGGAGUUAUUCCUGAUCGGGAUGCAGAAUUUCGCCUCUUUGACCGUGUUGUCAAUGUGAGAGAGAACUUUUCUGUUCCAAUUGGCCUUCGGGGCACCAUCAUAGGAAUUAAAGGAGCUAAUAGAGAAGCUGAUGUACUAUUUGAAGUAUUGUUUGAUGAAGAAUUUCCUGGAGGCUUAACAAUAAGGUGCUCACCUGGUAGAGGUUAUCGACUGCCAACAAGUGCCUUGGUGAACCUUUCUCAUGGGAGUCGCUCUGAAACUGGAAGUCAGAAGUUGACAGCCAUUGUGAAACCACAGCCAGCUGUGAAUCACUAUAGCUCAAAUUCAUCAGUUUCAUCUGGGCAUUUGGGAGGCCUGAACCAUUCCCCUCAGUCACUUUUUGUUCCCACUCAAAAAUUUUUUAUGCUUUCCCAGGUACCUGCUAAAGAUGAUGAUGAAUUUUGCAAUAUUUGGCAGUCCUUACAGGAAUCGGGAAAGGUUCAACAUUUUCAGCCAGCUCUACAAGAGAAGGGUGCUGUUCUACCCCAAGAAAUAAGUCAGGUAACUCAACAUCAUAAAUCUGGCUUUAAUGACAACAGUGUUAAGCAAAGAAAACAUGAGCCUCACAAAAAAUUUAAAGAAGAGUGUAAGAGUCCUAAAACUGAGAGUCGCUCACAAAAAAUGUCAAAUAGGCAGAUGUUUGCAGGGCAUGCCAAAUGUAAUAUUAAGCUAUUGAAGAGAAAUGAAAGUGCAGAAGCCUCAGAAAACCAAAAGGCUGUGAUGGGUUAUCCAAAUGCUAUUGAUAAGCCUAAUCCUGGAAUUGAGAAUUUCUUAGCAUCCUUGAAUAUCGCCAAAGAAAAUGAAGUACAGUUAUCUCAUCAUGAAGAGCCUCCAAGUGAAGAGCAUCUGUCACCACAGUCAUUUGCUAUGAAGGGCACUCGGAUGCUUAAAGAAAUACUAAAAAUUGAUGGCUCUGGCACUCUGGACCAUAAGAGUGAAAUGAAACAGUUUGGUAAUGAAGUCACUGUUUCCUCUAAUAGAAGAGAUGAAUAUGGAUCUUCCUCACAGCCUAAACAAAAUAAGAAAUUAACAUCUUAUACGAACAAGCCUCACAGUGCCAGUGAGUACCAUAAUGUUCAGUCUUUGGACAGUAUGUGCUGGCCUGCUCUCAGCCAGAUUCCUCCUGUGUCCACACCAGUAACUGAACUUUCUCGAAUUUGUUCCCUUGUUGGAAUGCCACAACCAGAUUUCUCCUUUCUAAGAACACCACAGACAAUGACAGUUUGCCAGGUAAAAUUAUCUAAUGGCUUACUGGUACAUGGGCCACAGUGCCAUUCUGAAAAUGAGGCCAAGGAAAAAGCUGCACUUUUUGCUUUACAACAAUUGGGCUCCUUAGGAGUGAAUUUCCCUUUGCCUCCACCAAUAUUUCCAAGUUAUCCUCCUGCUGUACCACCUGGAACAAUUCCUCCAGUUUUUCCCCAACCUACUGGCUGGGAUCACUAUGGAAGCAACUUAGCAUUGGGGGCAGCUAAUAUCAUGCCAUCAUCAACUCAUCUCUUUGGCUCAAUGCCAUGGGGACCACCAGUGCCAGUUCCUGGGAAGCCCUUCCAUCAUACUUCAUAUGCCGGGACCAUGCCCAUGGCUGGAGGAAUGCCAGCUGGUGUGCAUAAUCAGUUCAUACCUUUACAGGUAACUAAAAAAAGAGUUGCAAACAAAAAGAACUUUGAGAACAAGGAGACUCAGAGUUCUCAUGCCACACCACUUCAAACUAGCCAGUCAGCGUCUUCUGAUGUCACCAAAGCAGUUCCACAGGAGAGUUCAUCAGCUUCGUUAAAGUCCUCUCAGAAUAUCCAACCUGCAUCUUCUCUUCAAGCUGAAGCUGCCUCCCCAGGCCAUAGUAUGUCUCACCAUAAAUCAACACCAAGCUCUUCUUCAAGAAGAAAAUCAAGAAAACUGGCUGUCAAUUUUGGCAUUUCUAAACCUUCUGAAUAAAUUUGGUACUUGGAAUUAAA
Phacochoerus africanus (Common warthog) is the source of this 5391-nucleotide messenger RNA. RefSeq names its product 5'-3' exoribonuclease 1 (gene XRN1). Bases 122 to 5371 code for a protein of 1749 amino acids. Gene Ontology annotation, molecular function: RNA binding; 5'-3' RNA exonuclease activity. The transcript has 43 exons. The record is from RefSeq and is a predicted model, not a curated record. NCBI's taxonomy places the organism in Eukaryota, Metazoa, Chordata, Mammalia, Artiodactyla, Suidae. Gene Ontology annotation, cellular component: nucleus. Gene Ontology annotation, biological process: nuclear-transcribed mRNA catabolic process; rRNA catabolic process.